Conger conger (European conger) is the source of this 2012-nucleotide messenger RNA. RefSeq names its product relaxin-3 receptor 1-like. Gene Ontology annotation, molecular function: G protein-coupled receptor activity. Gene Ontology annotation, biological process: G protein-coupled receptor signaling pathway; immune response. The transcript has a single exon. The record is from RefSeq and is a predicted model, not a curated record. Gene Ontology annotation, cellular component: membrane. Lineage: Eukaryota; Metazoa; Chordata; Actinopteri; Anguilliformes; Congridae. The coding region runs from base 66 to 1268 and encodes 400 amino acids.
UUAAAGAAACGUAAAUCAUGUGUAAUCACUGAUAUGAAAUCGGCAAUCCCGACUGGUGCUCCUAAAUGCACCUGGGGAACGCGUUCUUAUCAGAGAUGGGGGAGAUUUUCAACCAUAGCUCUGGCAACGGCAAGUUUAACAGGUCCGUGACAGAUCCGGACAGGUUCAGCAGUCUGGAGGACAUAGACGUGACGGCUGACGGGAGCCCGGUUCUCAGGAUACUUAUCUCCAUAGUGUAUUCAGUGGUGUGUGCUGUUGGCUUAGUUGGGAACUUACUGGUAAUUUUUCUUAUGAAGAUAAGGCAAGGGAGGAAAAAAUCCACAAUAAACUUCUUCGUUCUUAACCUGGCCGUGACAGACUUCCAGUUUGUGUUGACCCUGCCCUUCUGGGCAGUGGACACUGCUCUGGACUUCAACUGGCCGUUUGGACAUGCGAUGUGCAAGAUCAUUCUGUCCGUCACCGUCAUGAACAUGUACGCUAGCGUGUUCUUUCUCACUGCCAUGAGCAUCACACGCUACUGGUCUGUCGCAUCAGCUCUUAAGAACCGAACUCAACCGAUAUCCUGCUCGGUGAAAUGGGUGAGCGCGCUACUGUGGGUCUCAGCGACCGUGGCUACGGCACCAACAUCCAUAUUCUCCACCGUGAGAAGCGUGGCAGGAGAAAAGCUGUGCCUUCUGAGGUUCCCUGAGGGUCAGUACUGGCUGGCGCUCUACCAUCUUCAGAAAAUACUAAUUGCGUUUGUUUUUCCAAUGCUCAUAGUUUCAAUCUGCUAUUUGAUGCUUUUGCGCUUCAUUCGACUCCGAAGCAUGAACAACAAUCGUCCCAAGCGGAGAUCCAGGGUCACUAAAUCCGUCACUAUCGUGGUUCUUUCGUUCUUUCUUUGUUGGAUGCCAAACCAGGCCAUCACGUUCUGGGGAGUCUUGGUCAAAUUCAAUGUGGUUUACUGGGACAGAUCAUACUACAUUGUUCACACUUAUGUGUUCCCCGUGACUGUCUGUCUCGCUCAUGUCAAUAGUUGUUUAAACCCAGUUUUGUAUUGCCUCAUGAGACGGGAGUUCCGGAAAAUGCUAAAGGAUUUAUUUUGGCGAAUUUCUUCACCCUCGAUUCCUAAUAGCUGUCAAAUACGCCCAUUUUCUGGAACUGUAAAGCCGGAACAGGAGGACACCCAAGUAGUCAUUCCUCUGAACGUGAUAGAAACUGACCACUCCAGGCUAACACUAAUUAUCGGACGUUGUGAUGGACUUCCAAGCGUCACACAAGAAAGGUGAAACAAUACGCGCAAAAAGUGAAGCGCUAUAUAAACAUUUCAGAGAGCACAUCUUGCCAAUACGUGCCCAUACCAGUGAUAACAUGGCAUCCAUUUAUGAAUUAUCGACUGCCUUUCUGGUUUGCUUCAAAAUUUGUAUUCUUAAAGUGUGAAAAUUGUGAUGUGCCAAAUUAAGUGCAACAGUCUGUUGUGUAAAUGUGUAUCAUCUGAGUUUCAUUUCCAUUGUACUCUGCGGGUCAUAUCUUGUAUAUGACUAGUCGACUUGAUGGGUGUUCUAUAACAUUCAGAUAGAGAAGGCAGCGUUUAAAUGUCUAAUAUGCAACAGAGAAGCGAGAAUAUGCUGUGGUCUUGACGCAUGUGUUUUCUGAAACACAAGCACGUGUUUGUUCAUUGUGGGCGUACACCGUUGUGGGCUACUGUCAUUUUUAAAUUUGGAAUGUGCAAAAGUAAGAUUUCAGUGCACGAUGUCUUGCCUUAAAUAUAGUUUUAAAUAUUACGUCAUGAACUUUUGUUAAAUAAUUUGCAUUUUAAUGUAGGCUAUGCGUUUUUCAGACGCCCCAAAACCCAUUAGACUGCACUACCCAUAAACGAUAAACAUUAAUUAAACAAGAGUCAAUCAACCAAUCCUAAAAUAUCCAGGGAACAAUACAAUUUUGUAUUUUAAUGAAUUGUGUGUUUCAUAGAUGUUGGAAAUGAAAACAAUGUUUUUGCAUAAGAGAAUGAAUGUAAGUCAAUGAACCAUUGA